ACAUUAGAUUCCUGUAGAUCAACUGCAGAAAAGAAGCAGUGAUCCAAGCCAUCCGUCAAAAGCGUAUAAGAAAAAGAAAAUUUCUCAAAACUUAAAUAAAUUUUAUUGUCGAUUUCAAUCAAUUUGUACCAAAAUGUUGUACUUAGAAGAUUAUUUGGAAAUGAUAGAGCAUUUGCCCCAAGAACUGAGGGAUCGAUUUACUGAAAUGCGCGAAAUGGAUUUACAAGUUCAAAAUACUACUGAUAGCAUUGAGGAGAGAAUUCGUGUUUUGUUUUGCAAUGCCAAAAAGCUGAAGACCCCGGAGAGAGAUGCUGAAUAUGAAAACAUUCGUAAAGACUACUUUAAAGUGUUGGAUGAUGCUGAUGAAAAGGUUCAACAAGCCAACCAAAUGUAUGAUUUGGUUGAUCGGUACCUACGUCGCUUGGACCAGGAACUUCACAAAUUCAAAAUGGAGCUGGAAGCUGACAACAGAGGAAUCACAGAAGUUCUUGAAAAGCGGUCACUCGAACUGGACAUGCAUAACGGAUCCCAUUCUCAAAAAGAGAAUCGCCAUGUUACUUCUCAUGCACGGGUAACGGAGAGAGAUCGUGAGAGAGAUGGAAGGCGCCAAAUUGGGGCAACGCAAAUGAAUCGGCAAAGUAGUACUGCUAGUCUACCGGCAAUGGAAAAAACAUGGUAUGGGGAGACUCCGUCCGCGUCUCAAGCGAUUCCUACUACUCCGCUGGCUGUUGCAGCUCCCAUUUCAGCUACUUUGGGUCAUAGCAGUUCGGGAAGUUCCGUCAUAGCUGCAGCUGCUUCCCAGGCAAUAGCUGCAACUCAGCAGAUGCAACAGGGUCGGCGCAGUGCAAGCAUGAAAGCGUCAUACGAAGCACUGCAACAAUUCACGCAGUCGACCGACGUCGGUGUUUUGGGCAUUACCCCUAGUCUUGCUCUCUCAUCCAGCGAUGCGCGAGAAGCAGCGGCCAACACAACUAUUCUGGCGUCCACUGCUACAAAGAAGCAGAAAAAGAGGCGAGAACCAGUCAUCGAACUGCCAGUUGCUGCAAAUGAACCAAUGGAGGUGGUUACUGAAGAAACCAUGGAAACCGAAGAGUCUGUUGAGGGCGAAUGGGCGCCGGACCCUAACGAACCCCGCUACUGUUUAUGUAAUCAAGUCAGUUACGGCGACAUGGUGGCUUGUGACAAUCCAGACUGCCCUCUAGAGUGGUUCCAUUACGCUUGCGUCGACAUAACAGCCCCUCCCAAAGGGAAAUGGUAUUGCCCUCGUUGUGCUACAUCGAUGAAACGGAGAGGAAGGAAGCAGUAAGCCGUGAUCACACGACUGUUGGCUUAUUUGAAAGGGUCGAGUCUUGUACUUGGUAUUGCUGUAUUAAGAUUAUUUAGAUGUCAGUGAAAUGCACGAUAAUGAACGUUUAUUGAUCCCCAUCAAAACUCUGAAACCCUUUCGUCCAAAUGAGGGGGAAAAAAGAAAGAAAAGCCAUGGAAGAAGCUAUCCCAUAAUUGGAACGCAGCACCACCGAUUCACUCUGGAUUUCACUGGAAAAUUCCAUCAUUCCCGCGCAGAUUUUUUUUCUCCUUUUUCUUUCUGGGGCAUCGUUUCUCGUUGCAAGUUUAUUUUAGGAACCUAAAUAUUAAGUCCCAACGAAAGAUUCGUUUUUUGUAUGUGUGUGUUUUUUUAUUUGGAAAUGUUGUAUUGAUUCAUGGAUUAAUGGAAUGCGAGGCCACGCAGUAUGUACAGCGGCAACAAUACAAGAAACGGUCGAGGGGAAUAAAA
Daphnia pulex (common water flea) is the source of this 1774-nucleotide messenger RNA. It is a transcript of the gene Ing3, whose product is annotated as inhibitor of growth protein 3-like. The record is from RefSeq and is a predicted model, not a curated record. NCBI's taxonomy places the organism in Eukaryota, Metazoa, Arthropoda, Branchiopoda, Diplostraca, Daphniidae. The coding region runs from base 134 to 1306 and encodes 390 amino acids. Gene Ontology annotation, biological process: regulation of DNA-templated transcription. The transcript is spliced from 9 exons. Gene Ontology annotation, cellular component: NuA4 histone acetyltransferase complex.